AGGACAUCCCUCAUGAUUCGAGCACAGUGAUGGGGAGGGCAGGAAUGACAGUAACACCUUUAUUGUGCCAUAAAACCACAUUAGCAAAUGCCCAAGGUGCUGAGCAGUACUAGGGGGAAGAAGAGCUGAAGGCAAGGAAAUCAAUUUGGCACUUCAUCCAAGCCUGGCUGCUCCAGGCACUGGGCAUCAGAGGAGAGACACCUCCUUGGUGGGAAUGCUGAGGAUCACCUCGCUACCCAACAUGCAGCUGAGAGAGAGGAGCGUUAAGAGGGCCAAAGCACAGAGGGGCAAUAAGCCACUGUCCUUGGCUGUCUCAGUAUGAGAAGGAGCAGAAGCAGGAGCAGGGUGACAGCUCAGAUGGUCUGUGCUCAGAGGUGUCCCGUUUCCUGCAUGGCAGUCCUGUCAUCAGGGAGUACAAUGAGGGAGGAGAGCCUGCCUUGUGUCAUCUGUGCCAUCCUCUCUAUGUCCCCAGGGUCCUGCACUGGCUUUCAGUGGGAUCAGCCCAGAUGCUUGUUUUGGGACCCGGGACCUUGCAAGCAGCUGGGGAAGAGGGAAACACUUUUAAACCAGGUGAGGGUAGUGCCCAACUCCUGUUUGGUGCAAACCAGAGCCAAACCUGACCCCCAGUCAACCCAGCAAUAUUUUCUCACGCCUCAUGGUCUGCCACAGUCACUGAAUGCUCUGCCAAACACCAAAAUCAGUUCCAGCCCAAGCCCUGCUCCACCGCCCUCAGACCACCCUCUGUAUGGCAGGCUCAGCCUUCUCAGAGCAGCAGAGCCAGACACAACUCCUGGGGCUCUGAGAGGGAGAAGGAAGGAAGGAAUUCAGCUGCUCUCAUUGUCAAUCCUGAAAGACAAACAGAAGCAGAGAAAGCCUGUUGGAGCAGCCAGGUACAUCUGCUUUCUCGCAGUGGGGACAAGUGCAGCAAGCUGGGCUUGCUCAGAGCUGCCUCAUCCAUCUCCGUCUCAGCAGAGGACAAACUGUGCAUCCAGAGUGCCCCAGCAUAGGGCUCAGACCUACUGGUAAAAUCCACCCAGGGCCUCUGGAAACAGGAGGAUUUUUAAGGAGGGGAAGCUGAAAUGCAGAUGGGAAUGGAUUCAGGGGGGUUACAGCUCCUCUGGGCUCCACACGCUGCCAGCAACAUGCUGGGACCCAGGGAGGGCCAGCACAAGCACUGGGCUCCUCUGCACCCUCACAUUUCCAGGCCGAGCAAUUUGUGGCUGAUUUUGCUCUUUCAAGAUGUGAGUCCAGUGUCUGGAAGCAAAGGGUUAAUUAGCAGAACGAAGGGCUGGUGAUGUCCUGUGAAAAGUUGCAGGGAGGUCAGUGGGAAAGGGCUGAGGAUGGUGGAGAGGCCUCUGGCACAGGCUCCCGCCUGUCAGGGCGGGUAAGCACCAAAUGCCUGACUUGUGAUGUUACAGAAACUUUCCACUUGGGCCUUCCUGCUAUUUUUAACUCUUCUCCCAUCCACCCUCAGUAACCCCAGCCCCACCAGCUGCUGAGGCUAAUUAAUUCCCCUUUUUAUCUUUUUUUUAAGAAACAGAAAAAAAAUCAAGUUCCACUAAUCUAUCACACAGCCACUCGCCUCCUCCCUCCUGACAUGUUCCAGGCUUUCCCCCUCCUUCAGCUCGUGCCUCCAUAGCCACAGCCAUACCCGUCUUCCAGCUAAAACCCAGACCCUGGUGCAGGAGAUCCAGCCACGCUGGAUACCCACACCACUGCUGCUCUGCUCGGUGCGUGUCUGCCCAACAGGCUGAUAUUUUCAUGAAAAAUAAGCCCUGAGUGCACCCGGGGGGCAGGAGCUGGAAUACACCAGGAAGGAAUAAUCCCAUGAGCAGAUCCCCCCCUGAGCACAGGUUGUUGUGUAUCACAGGGCUCUCUCCCUCCUGGCAGGCUGAUGGGAAGAUCAUCCCCACAGGGCAAAUGGGAUUCGUUCUCAGAAAUGGAAUUGUUUGACAUUUAUAAGAUCAACACUGUCUUUAGCCAGGAUGGAAAGCAAAGGUAACAUGACUGUAUAGAUUCAUUUUGCAGUGGUGUGAGCAACUAGCUUCCCAGAUUAUUUUCCAUUGUUUUUUCUAUCUCCUGGAGUUCUGCCCUCAACUGUGUCCAGCCAGUUCUGACAGCAGGUCUGCACCAUUGCCUUCAUCCUUUGCACAGGGAGAAAUCCAGUCACUGCUCAUUCCUCAGAGCUGGGAAAUGUCCUUUUGCACCAACCCUGACCUUACCCUCAGGCACUGCUGCUUGCACUGGCAGCACCGAGGAAUCUGUCACCGUGCCUGGUGCUGCUCAACACAGGAGUGGCUCUGGGAAGCAGAGUGGUGCUCCAGCAGCCAGCUGGAGCCAGGGACAGUAGGGAGGAAUGGAUUUAGUAGGCUGUUGCAGGGGUGAUACUGCUGCUGAUGGGGAACCCCUCCCGGCUCACUCUUUUGUCCAUUUGACAGCCUCUGUGCCUCCUGGGACACUCCCGUUGCUCCUCACCAUCCCGUUGAUCCUCACCAUCCUCUGCCCUUCGGGGACCCCCGGGCCCCAUCGCCCGCCGGGAGCCCCUCUUCUCUGAGGCCUCUGGGGAUGCCCGGUAUCCCCGUAACCGGAGCCGGUUCCCACGGCGACAGCGGGGGGGCUCGGGGACCGGGCGAGGCCCGAGCUCACGGGAACGGGCGGAAGGGACGCCCCCUGCCGGCUCCGCCCCGGCACCGCACCGGGACGGGAUCCCCGGGACGGGAUCACCGGGCGGGGUCUGGGUGUCCGGGACUGGAAGCAGCUGUGGCAGCCCGAGCAGCCUGGCGGGACUGGCUCCGGGCUGCUUGUGGGGAGGCCGGGGCCGGGAAGGAAUAGAGGGAAGGCCGUCCCGGGAAGCCCGGGUAGAGACGGGCCCGAUGCACAGGACCAACGGGGAUGGCCAGACGCCUCCGGCCCCGCAGAGCUGCUCGACGCCACGGGCGUGCCGUGGUAAUGCGCACCCAGCCGGUCCUGCCGGCGGGGUGGCAGCGAAGACCGGAGAUGUGUGGGAGCGGCCGAGCAGGUGCUCCGUGCCAGGGCCAUGCGGGCGAGGGGUGCCGGGCAUGACCUCCGGCUAUACCGAGCGGGAACGGCUCGGGGAGGCGCCGCCCGCAGGCCCGGUGCAAAGCCGCGGUGGAGAACUGUGUGAUGUUCCCCGCGCAGCGCGGCUCCGGGACGGCGUGGGCAGCGCCCGAGGCUGCGGGUCGGGCCGGCAAGAGGGAAGGCCCCGGUGCCCCGGCUGGCCACAAUGUCGGGGCAGCCGGCAGGGUCGGGACAGGCCACAGUUCCUGCACAGGACGGCGACAGCCCGCGGUGCCCGGUCUGUCGCGGUGCCCGGUCUGUCGCGGUGCCCGGUCAGUCGCGGUGACCGCUCAGUCGCGGUGCCCGGUCUGUCGCGGUGCCCGCGCAGCCGCGGUGCCCGGUCUGUCGCGGUGCCCGCUCAGUCGCGGUGCCCGGUCUGUCGCGGUGCUCGGUCUGUCGCGAUGCCCGCUCAGUCGCGGUGCCCGGUCUGUCGCGGUGCUCGGUCUGUCGCGAUGCCCGGUCUGUCGCGGUGCCCGGUCGGGUCGGGCGCGGCCCCGCGCGGUCCCCUGUCACCACAGCAACUGGCGGCGGAGGCGCAGCCAAUGGGCGCGGCCCCCGGCGGGCCCGCGCGCGGCGGCGACAGCCAAUGGGCGCGUCCCCCGGUGGGCAGCCCGCGGUCUCCGGGGCAACAGCGCCGCCGCCGCCGCCCCAUUGGUGCCGCCCAGCGGAGGGGGCGGGGCCUGGCCGGGAGGGGCGUGUCCCCACGCGUGGCACCAGGGAGCCGCGUGUCCGCCUCGUGGGCUGCGCGUUCCCCGCCCGGCGCUCCCAUCCCCGCCGGGGGCCGAUCCACCGGGAGAUGCCGCUGGAAUGGGUGGCGGGGACAUGCCCACAAAGGCGUCGAUGUUCCCACGAUGCGUAGCGCCGAGCGGUGGAAGCCCUAGUGAGCGGCCCAGGGACUGUUCCGGGCCGGGCCCUGCCCGGGCGACCGGGAGCACCGGGUGUCCCGAGAGCCCGGCGGGCCGGCAGGGCAGGGUUCAAGCGCAGCAUUGUGGGGUGAUACUCGGUGUUCCGGCCGGUCAGACCCGUGUACAGGCUCCCGGCGAACCGCGAGGGGUGUGGGUGCUCUCCAGGGUGCGGAUGUCAGGGUCACCGGGGACAUCGGGGUGCCUAGACCAUGGGAGUAGCGGGUUACUGGCAGGAGCCGGAGCAUCCUCAGAUGGGUGCCUGAGAGCACAGAGAGGUACCAGAGCACCGGGAUGCUUUUCUGAAGGUGCCGGGUGUCACAGAGGGUUCUGUGCUGCUCGGGUCGGGGUACUGGGGGCUGCCGUGUUGCCGUGCGGGCGGUACCGGGGCCAUCGACCUGCCGGGUUAGCGGGGGGUAGCGGGGCGUGCCGUGUCUAGCGGGGGGGUCCCGGGGACUACCGCGGUACCGGGGCGUGCCGGGCGGUACCGGGGGUACCGGGGCGUGCCGCCCUGCCAUUCUCUCCAGCAACCCCUCUCGGCGGGCGCCCAUUGGCUGAGCGGGAUCUGCCCCCCCGCCCCGCGGCCAAUGGGCGGCGGGGGGCGGGGCCCUCCAUUGACAGAGCCGGCGCGGCGGUGUUUACCGGGGGCGGCGGGGGCGGGGCGGCGCUGGCUAUAAGAGCGGCACCGAGGGGCGUACGGCUCCCGGGCUGCCCGUACCGCCCCCGCGCACCCUCGACCCACACCUGGACCCGCCGCAACCACCCUACACCGUUCCCGACCGAAGCAUCUGCCGACUUAAACGGGGAGGAUCACCGGGGCGGCUGGGAGCGGAGCAACCCCGGGGCGGAGCCCUCACGGCGUGCAGCAUCCCCAGGCAGCGCGGAGCAUCCCCGAGCCGGUACAGAGCAUCCCGGAACAUCCUCGGGUCGGCGCCGAACAUCCCGGGGUUAGUGCGAAGCAUCCCCGAGACUGUACGGAGCAUCCCAGAGCAUCCUCAGACCGGUACCGAGCAUCCUCGAGGUACUACAGAACAUCCCGGCGCAUCCUCAGACCGGUACUGAGCAUCCUCGAGGUGCUACAGAGCAUUCCGGAACAUCCUCGGACCGGUGCAGAGCAUUCCGAGACAGGACCGCUACAGAGCAUCUCGGAGCCGGAGACCAUCGGGCCAUCCCAGGGCCCUUCCGGAGCAUCUCCGCGGCCGCCGCCCCGGCGGAGCCGGCCCCGCCGUGCGCCCCCGGGCCCCGUCGCGGCCGCCUGCGCCCCGCCCCGCCGCCGCCCGCUCCGCACAAUGGGGGCGGCGCGGCGCGGCGCGUAGCGGCGGGCGGGGAGGCGGCGGCGGGCAGGGAGGCGGCGGCGGGAGGGGAGGAGGAAGAGGCGGAGGCGGCGGCGGGGUACCCGACUCCGGGAUGGUGCAGCGCGGCCCGCGGGGCCGGGGCGCGGAGGCUCGGCGGGAGCCCUGCGCCCCACUGCCCGCCCGUGACACCGAGCCCGCCUGGUGCAAGACGCCGAGCGGGCACAUCAAGCGGCCCAUGAACGCCUUCAUGGUGUGGUCCCAGCAUGAGCGCCGCAAGAUCAUGGACCAGUGGCCCGACAUGCACAACGCCGAGAUCUCCAAGCGCCUGGGCCGGCGCUGGCAGCUCCUCCACGACUCCGAGAAGAUCCCCUUUGUCAGGGAGGCCGAGCGCCUGCGCCUCAAGCACAUGGCUGACUACCCCGACUACAAGUACCGGCCUCGGAAAAAGGGCAAGGUGGGCACCGGAGCAGCCCGGCCCCGGCUCCCAGUGAAGAUCAAGCCCUCCGUGUUGGGCCGUGUCUCUGCCAGCCGCAGGCAGCCCGCCAAGCUGCCCACCGGCCCAGACACCCCGCAGGAGCCCGCACCAGAGGUGCCCGCUGAGGACAGCCCUGUGGUGCCCGGCACGGCUGCCUGGCACCCGGCACCCGACGGGGAGCACAGCCCCCAGGAGUCCCCUGCACCCCUGAGCCCUACCACACCCUGCCUGGAGCCAGGGAGGUCCUCUGAGAGCGGGUCCCCUUCUCCCAUGUCGGCUGGGUCCCCUCCCUCUUCCUUCAGCUCCUCCGACGAGGAGCUGGAGGAAGAGCUGCUGGGGAUCAUGCCCGGGCGGGCGCCUGCCAGUGCCACCUGUGGUGCCCUGGACUGGUCCGUCUUCGACAAGGACCACGACCUCUACCCGCGGGGAGGCUCCUCGCACUUCGAGUUCCCGGACUAUUGCACGCCCGAGGUGACGGAGAUGAUAGCAGGGGACUGGCUCAUGUCCAGCAUCUCGGACUUGGUCUUUACCUACUGAGUCCCACGCUCUGCAGGAAUCAGGUAUUUUGCCUUGAAGCUGCUGGAAGGCAGAGCCCCUGCUCCCCCCACCCCCUGGCACACACCCAUUCUCCAUCCGUCUGUCUGUCGGACUCUCGCCUCGUGCCCGCGGGACGCAUGGCCGCCCACCGCGGUUAUUUGCCCGUGAAAUGCAUCUCAUCGGGAUUUCAUUGUCACACCCGGCCACCUUCCCCCAUGGCCCCGGUGCUGACAGCCAUGGCUGCUCCCGGCCGCUCCCAUCUCUGCCAGCACCGUGUGCCCUCCCGCUCUCCAGGAGGCAGGAGCAUCCACGCCACCCCAGCUCUUGGUGUCCACCCCAUCUUCCCCAUCCCUUGGAGAAUGGCUGAUUCCGUUUGGUUUUUGACUGCAUUGAACACAUGGCUUCAAUUUUCUCCUCUUCCUCUUUGCAGCCCUUGGGGAGGGAUGCCAAGCCAUGCCAAACUGCCCCUUCCCAACUCCCUAUUUUGUGAGGGGUCCCUGGCUGGGGGGCUCAGUGUCCCACAGCAGUGUCUCCUUCCCUGUGGCGCGUGCUCCCCGCCACUCGCUUUGGGAAGAGUGAAGUUGCACACACGUGACGAGCACGUGGGCACGGGAGGCUGUGUUGUUUCUCUUGCCAGGCAGUUGUGCAGGGAAAGCUGUGCCAUGGAGGGAGCCUGUGUCUGGAGUCACCCCCAAAUUGUAUGGGGACCAGCCCUUCACUAAGCAGCCAGCCCUCAUUUUAACCUUGGAGCCUGUGCUCGUGUGGGACGUGCUCCGGGCUGGCUGACCUUGGCCAGUGGAACCAGGUGUCAUUGUGCCCAGCCGUGGCGUGUGGUGCUGUCAGGAUGGCAGGGAGUAGCACGGAAGGGCACAGUGGCAGGGAAGGAUAGCUUUGGGAAAUCUGCCUUAAGCAACCACCCAAACUGGUCCAAGAGCAGCUGCAGGCAGUGCUGGUGGGCGUGUGGGUGAUGCUCUGGCACAGGGCUCCUCCACACAGCACCACGCUGGGCUCCGCUGCCGGCCACGCCAAAAGCAGGGACAUGCUGGCAGGGAAGAUGCUGCUGCAGCGGCUCCUCCAGCUGGGAUUUUCUUUGCUUUUCCUAAUGGCUCCUUCCUGCUACAGCCGCCUCCUCCCAUUGCCGGGAGCACGUGGCUGCAGUGCUGGCUCGGCAGCUGCCGCAGGCUGUGGUUGGGGGGGCAGGGGCUGCGCUCUGGUACAGCUGUGCUGGGUGGGGACCCCACACAUCCCUGGGGACGUGGUCAUGGCUGGGGCUGGCAGCGUCUGCAGGAGCUGUACUGGGCUUGGCAGCAACCGCUGCUUGAAGCAGCCCCUGCACUUCCCCAUGACCCCAAUUCCCCAAGGGCUCUGCUUUGUGGGGGCCCCUCGGACCCUUCCCAGCCUGUGGGGUGCUGACGGCAGCGGAGCACCCACUGCCUGGGGCUCUGCCUCCCUCUUUUGGGGCUGCCGGUUUCCCCAGUCACAGGCUACCCCGAGCCUGCCCCUUGCUGUCAGGCUGGACUGAGCCGUGACCAGGGGAAGGACAUCCCCCUCCCAUGUCCUGGUAUCCCCUGAGGGUGCCUCGGAGUAGGUGCCUGGCCCUGCUGCUGGAGCUGCUGGUGGCCCUGGCUCAGCCGUGGGGAUAGGCACUGCAGCGCAGGGAGAGGUGUGUCCUUGGGCUCUUUGCAGGGAUGCUUGGUGUCCCCCAGCCCAGUCCCUGGGAGCCCCUCGAGGCCCCCCGCGAUGGUCAACCAUCAGCAGUGUAGAUGUGUCGGUGUGUAGCGGUAGCUGUGCGUGUGUGUUGGCAUUAGCCACGGUGUUUCGGUACCCCCGUGCGGGUGCCAGCCUGCGGAACCAGGCGGGCAUCACGCAUCAGACACGUGUUCCCUGGAUAGAGCGCGUCCUCUUCUCUGCGUCCCCUCCCUCCCCGGCCGUCCCCCACCGGAUCCAGUCCCGCCCCCAAAGGUGGAAAAGCCAAAUAAGCGCCGGGACAGUCGUGAUUCUGGCAGCCUGCUCCCAGAAUUUGCCUUCCCACCCCCUGGGCAGCCCCGUGCCAGGAGCAUCUGAAACCCCCUCCCAUGUGUGAGCCGGGUUUGGGGUUCCCGUGGGGUCCGGCAGCCCUAGAGUUCUCUUGACACACACGGAUCUCACCCAGCACCUCGGUGCCUUCUUGGGGUGCACAGGCACCCCAUGCUGCAGCCAGGGGUUCUCAGGGAGGGCACCCUCAGUCACCUCAGUCACCUGCCCUCCAUCCCUGUCCAUGGGGACGCCAAAGCCCCCAGGUACCAGCAAGGCCUGAGGCCACACUGAGGGUCUCACAUCACACAUGUGCUUUGCUGAGCCUGCAGCUCAGGGCUCAGCUUCCAUUCCUAGGGGGGACACGGGUCCCGGUGAUCCCCUACGUGCUGUGCAUCACCCUUGAGCCAGGGUGAUCCCUCUACAGACUGUCAGGCGAAAUAUUUCCUCAGGAGCAGGUUCUGGGUCAGCGCCAGAACCAGAGCCAGCGCCAGGGUCUCCAGCCCUGGCCGCAAGCACAACAUCAUCCGCUUUGUCCCCUUCCUCACCCCUGUCCCCUCCUCGAGUCUCGCCGGGUGUGUUUGUCAGGGAGAACCGUCGUGGACAGUGGUGGAUUUUCUGUGCCGUGUGGUUGUAGUGCUUAGAGACCCCCCCAGCGUGCGGCCCCCUCCCGCUGCGCCCCCGCUGCCCGGUGCUGGCUGGCAUGCGUGUGCGAGCGUGUGUGCGUGCGCGUGCGACAUCCCGUCAUCACUCCAGACAAAGCGAAUAAUAAUAAUAAUAGUAAUAAUAAAUAAUAAAAAUAAACCAAACCUCUCUCAGGAAGCAGCUGCCCUGGCGGCGGCCGAGUGGGCCGGGGGUCCCCGGAGCUGGCAGGGCCCCAGCGCAGCCUGUGGAUGGGCGCCAGCGCUCGGGGUCACCUUUGUAGUGUUGUGUUAGUGAAGGAUCCCUGUGUCUGUUAUCUUGGAGAAACAGGAUUUUAGCCGAGGGGCAGUGACGACCCCAUCUGGGCCCAUCUUGGGGGUGUGACACGGCUGGCCUUUGCUCUGCAGAACCUCGGCUAACAAUGAUCCUGACUGUUGUGAUUAUGGAAUAAAGUGUGUUGGUCUGCUCUG
Messenger RNA from Prinia subflava (tawny-flanked prinia), 9412 nucleotides. It is a transcript of the gene SOX12, whose product is annotated as SRY-box transcription factor 12. The transcript has 2 exons. Gene Ontology annotation, biological process: positive regulation of transcription by RNA polymerase II; cell differentiation; anatomical structure morphogenesis. Gene Ontology annotation, molecular function: DNA-binding transcription factor activity, RNA polymerase II-specific; RNA polymerase II cis-regulatory region sequence-specific DNA binding. Lineage: Eukaryota; Metazoa; Chordata; Aves; Passeriformes; Cisticolidae. The record is from RefSeq and is a predicted model, not a curated record. The coding region runs from base 5388 to 6287 and encodes 299 amino acids.